Molecule: messenger RNA, 2100 nt
Organism: Diachasma alloeum
Lineage: Eukaryota; Metazoa; Arthropoda; Insecta; Hymenoptera; Braconidae
Exons: 4
Coding region: 125-1870 (581 amino acids)
Biological process (GO): double-strand break repair
Cellular component (GO): BRISC complex; BRCA1-A complex
Molecular function (GO): polyubiquitin modification-dependent protein binding; metallopeptidase activity
Source: RefSeq, a predicted model, not a curated record
UGUGUUUGUGUUCCGUCAGACGCAUCUGCGAAUAUCAACAAUAAUUGUUAGCACUCGCCUUCUCCGGUGUAAAUCGAAUAUUUUUUAGUGAAAAGGGCCUUCGGGGGUGGAGAUCGACUGGAGAAUGCAUCCGGGAACCAAAGUCGAUACGAUGGAUGCAGCCAGUGAAACGAUGGAGGAGGAACAGGAGAAACCUCAGGUCAAUCCGUCAAUCGUAGUGAGAGUACCAGUGAAACACACAAAUCUGGGGAUCAGAAGUCCUGCCAUGGACAUGAGCACAAUGGUCGAGCUGACGUCCUUCAGCACCCUCGGCAAGAUCCAGCCUUUCCUGGUGACAAUAUCAACGACAGCAGCUCUGAUUGUUGAUCUCCACUGCCACCUCACAGACAAGGAGGUGUGCGGGUACUUGGGUGGGCACUGGGACAUAAACUCCCACAAUCUAUCCAUAACAAAUGCCUUUCCCUGUCGAUACGCCGGUAAGGAUAAGACUGCUGCCAGCAUGGUAGAGGCGGAGAUUGCGAAAGCCAUGGAGUGGCACAGAGUCACUCUGGUUGGAUGGUAUCACUCUCAUCCAAGGUCUCAUGCAGCUCCGUCUCUGAGGGACGUCGAUUACCAGCUUGAUUAUCAGAUCAAGAUGAAGGGACCCAGUGACAAUGGCUACACACCCUGUGUUGGGCUAAUUUGCUCGCCCUACAACGCGGACGGCAACUGCUACGAGUCCAACUUCAACGUGUUCUGGUCGAUGCCCCCCCCGGAGAACCGCCCCCACGAGUACCCCCGCCCAAUGCUCCUCUCCUACACAAUAACCCAAGAGCCCUUCCUCCCGCAGGACGCCCUCGACGAGAUAAAGAAGUGCAUCGAGUACUACAAGUCCGAGGGUGGCAUAGACUUCAAAUUAAAAUUCACCGCCUCGACGACGUACCUCGACCGCCUGCGUACGUCCCUCGCCUCGAAGCUGCCAGGUCGUAACCGAGGUACCGGCAGUGGCUACUGGGAGGUCAUCAAAGAGAUGAUCUCCCCAGGCUCGAAGGACGACUCCCCCGAGGCCUUCGUCUCAGUCCCCUACCCCCCUCUCCCCCUGUCCGAGCCCCUCGCCCAGACCCCGGGCACCCUGGCCUCCACCAACGUAUUCCUAGCCCCCGUGAACUUCAAGCCCGACACCACAAUCACGAGUUCUGUCACCAAACAAUUUGCCCUCCACCCACCGACCUCCAGUCGCGAGAAGGAGAAAGACGACCUGAAGGAGAGAUCCUUCAAGCCAGACAGGGACAUUCACCCCACCUUCAGAUCCGGCGAGCUCACAGUGUCCGUGAAAAAUUCAAAGAUUGAUUUUGACCCACCACCUGUUGAUUUCACUAAACUGGCGCCCCUGUCACUGGAGACCCUCAACAAAAUACGAGGCAAUCUCCCACCGGACUUUCCCAUUCCUGACAUCUCCCAGCAGAUUAUCCCGGAUCUGAGUAAACUGGCGAGUUUCACACCAGCUGACCUCGCCAAAUUAUCUGGAUUCUCAUUGAGCGAGUUGACAAAGAGCCCGGCAUCAUCGGUGUACGCGAGGAAUAUAGCAAACCUGUUUGGACCGCUUGCCAAGGGUGUGCCUCUGACACCUAGCCAGCUCAAGGAUCUCGCUGGCGAGAGGAAGGGGGAGUUUGGGGGGGAGGGACUGAUGGGGGGGUAUGGGGAGGAAUUGAUGGGCGAUAGGAAGAAGGGGGUGGAGGAGGUGGGCAAGGGGAGGCCCACGGAUUUCACCACUGCUGAGGAACUAUCGAUAUCCAGUGUGAGGCCCGAUUUUGGGGCCAUGCUGGACAUGGGGGUGCUCGGGAAGAAGGAGCCUGGGGAGUCUCUCAAUCUGUCGAUGGAUCGACAGUGAUGGGGCGGUCGGGGGCUGUGGGAGGACAGGGGUUCGGUAUAAUAAAGAUCUUUCUCGAAGUUUUUCUGUUCACUUCAAUGUAAAUUGAAAUCACGGUUCAGGGGAUACACGCACGAAAAAGUUUAAUAGGAAGUUAGAAAACCUUAGUCCUAUCGAAACCCAUCGAAACCUAUCGAAUUCGUUAGAAAAUUCUGUUGAAUUUCUAUUAAACUUUUUAUGAGUUUUUGGCU